Suillus discolor is the source of this 891-nucleotide messenger RNA. RefSeq lists its product as uncharacterized. Bases 35 to 751 code for a protein of 238 amino acids. NCBI's taxonomy places the organism in Eukaryota, Fungi, Basidiomycota, Agaricomycetes, Boletales, Suillaceae. The transcript has 9 exons. The record is from RefSeq and is a predicted model, not a curated record.
CCCAUUCCCUACUUCACUCACUCAUACCUGAGCAAUGCUAACGUCAUCUCGCAUAGUUGCGGUGUUUGGAGCCACUGGGACUCAAGGCUUAUCCGUCGUACAAACCUUACUAGCAGAUGGUACAUUCAUACCGCGUGCAAUCACUCGAAACUGCAGUUCGGAGAAGGCAUUGAAGCUGAAGACUCUUGAUGCCGAGGUUGCCCAAGCCGAUUUAUGGGACAUCGACUCGUUGAAGCAAGCCCUAUCCGAUGUUGAGGCCGUCUAUGGGUAUGUCACCGACGAUUAUGAUCCCAAGAACUUCGCUCAAGGUCACAACAGCGAAAUGCUAUUUGGCAAGAAUCUCGUUGACGCUGCUAAAGCAACGGGUGUUAAGUACUUCAUUUGGAGUUCUCUUCCGCACUGUACAAGGGUGUCCAAUGGGAAGUAUGCAAAUGUUUAUCACCUCGACAAAUCCAGCAUACCCCAUUCUAUCUUGUACACCGGUAAGCAAUUUUCCAUUUUCAGCUUUUUGGAGAAUCUCUGGAGGUACAAUACUCUUGCGCAUGUGCCGGAUUCCGAUCGCCUUGAGCUAACCGUGGCCAGAUACAACGCUCAAACCCCUCAGUAUUUCACGUGGGUCGAGCGGGACCUUGGCCGGUGCGCAUUAGCGCUUCUCAAGCACUACAAAGAUCCUCAAUCAGAGGUUCUCUCCCGCACGUUCUAUGCCGUCAGUGCAAAGUUGAACUACACUCAGCUUGCAUCGAUCCUCUAAAAAUGGACGACAUGGUUGGUAUCGUUCAGCAUGAUCAAAACCUUGAUGCUGAUGGUAUUUUGAGUGAAGUUCCAUACUAUGGAGGAAUUUUCUCAGGAAAUUAAAGGCAGAAUCUUAUUUCGAACAAAGAUUGUUUUUUG